GUUCAGCCUUCGCGGUAUACGGAGGUCCUGGCCUGCAAAGACCGAGUAGGCUGAGGAGGAGGAGGAAGGAGGAGGAGGAGGAGGAAGAAGAAGAAGAAGAAGAAGAAGAAGAAGAAGAAGAAGAAGAAGAAGAAGAAGAAGAAGAAGAAGAAGAAGAAGAAGAAAUCGUAUCUUUUAGCUGUUAUGAAAAGCUGAUGCGAUGGACAAAGUGGUGACAGACAGCAGGGAUGAAUCACACACAGACUUUAUCUACUGUUGUAGAGCCAUCACAGAGGUUCUGAAAUUUGGCUCCUGUCAGUUACACUCUGGACACAAGGUGCUUUUUCUCCUCAUUCCAGGUAACCCAGGUGUAGUGGGCUUCUACAAAACUUUCAUGCAAACACUUCACAGGAUGUUUGGAUACCGACACCCAGUGUGGGCAGUGAGCCACGCGGGACACUGUGCACCACCAGACUCCAUGGACAUGGUAGAAGAUGCGUCCUCAGCAGCUGAGGGGGACGUCUUUGGUCUGAACGGGCAGAUUGAACACAAACUGGCCUUCCUGAGGAGACAUGUCCCCAGAGACACCAGCCUGGUCCUGGUGGGACAUUCCAUUGGCUGCUACAUUAUUCUGGACAUGAUGAAGAGAAAUCCUGAACUUAAGAUUAUUAAGUCCAUCAUGCUGUUUCCCACCAUCGAGCGCAUGGCUCAGACUCCUCAGGGGAAGGUCAUGACACCUGUGUUGUGUCGCCUGCGUUACCUGGUCUACCUGCCGCUCUUCCUGCUCUCUCUGCUGCCUGACGGACUCAAAGCAGGCCUGGUCAGACUGGUGUUCGGGGGCAUCAGCUCUCUGGACCACACUGUAGUACAACCUACUGUAGGUCUACUCAGUGGCGACUGUGCUGCCAAUGCUGUGUACAUGGGGGGUCAGGAAAUGAGGAAAGUGCUGGAAAGAGACAACAUAACCAUCAAGAAAAACCUUGAGAAGCUGAUAUUUUAUUACGGAGCUACAGAUCACUGGUGUCCUGUUGGAUAUUAUCAUGACAUGAAGCAGGACUUCCCACAGGGAGACUUCAGACUGUGUGAAAACGGGUUCCGCCACGCCUUCGUCCUGGACGCAGGAAGAGAAGUUGCCACACUAGUGUUUGAAUGGAUGAGUGGAGGGUCUGGGAACAUGAGUUCUCCUUCCAUCUACUCGUCUGCUGUGGGACAUGAACUCUCUGCAUCCAGAACACACGCUGGUUUCACAUCAGACCUCAUGGACUUGAAUUGAGAAUACAAGCUCUGCAGAAAUAUUAAAUAUUGAUUUUAAAUACAUUUUAUUGAUGUA
This is a messenger RNA of Cottoperca gobio, 1309 nucleotides long. RefSeq names its product lipid droplet associated hydrolase (gene ldah). NCBI's taxonomy places the organism in Eukaryota, Metazoa, Chordata, Actinopteri, Perciformes, Bovichtidae. The coding region runs from base 200 to 1252 and encodes 350 amino acids. Gene Ontology annotation, molecular function: lipase activity. Gene Ontology annotation, biological process: lipid storage. The record is from RefSeq and is a predicted model, not a curated record. The transcript has 7 exons. Gene Ontology annotation, cellular component: lipid droplet.